UUCGUAUCGUACGUACAUGUACAGUAUAUGAGGAACAAGUGGAUAUCCGGAAGCAAUCUUUUCAUGAACGAACACCACCUCACUGACUUUUAGGGAAAGAGAAGAAAUGCUUGUUGUAUGAAAAAGCUCACAUAUGGGUGUGUGGGACCAGGACGAAGACAAUUCUACAGAAAACACACGGUUGAUGUUAGACACUGAGGAGGAGGAGCAGGCACCAACAGAAACAAUGUCGGCUGAAAUUCUUGCACCGACAUCAGAUGGUGCUUCAAAUGCAAGAAGACCUAUCCAGGUGGAAGGAUCCAAUAAUCCGAGCUAUGGUACGAGUGUCAACGCAGAAGUUCGUGGUACCUCUGUUCAACGAAGGGCCAAUGCAGGCAACAGGCCAGCGAACCAGGAGCGACGGAGGGAGAGAGACCCGCCCCCAAUGGAAGAGGAAGAAGAGGAUGAGAUGCUCAAGUAUGGGGCCAAGCACGUCAUCAUGCUAUUUGUGCCUGUCUCCCUCUGUAUGUUGGUUGUUGUGGCAACCAUCUCCACCGUUUCUUUCUACACAGAGUCUGGUGAUGUUUACCUGAUUUACACUCCUUUCCAUGAGAAGUCUGACCAGGCUGGAACCAAAGCCUGGAACGCCUUGGCAAAUGCUCUCAUCAUCAUCGGCAUUGUUCUUAUUAUGACAAUAUUUCUUGUUGUUCUCUAUAAAUACAGAUGCUAUAAGGUUAUCCAUGGUUGGUUAGUCUUAUCAUCACUUCUUCUCCUGUUUUUCUUCACAUUCUUUUAUUUACAAGAAUUGCUGGUAACCUACAACAUCCCAAUGGACUACUUCACCAUAGCAGUCAUCAUGUGGAACUUUGGCAUGGUGGGCAUGGUGAGCAUCCAUUGGAAGGGGCCUCUACGUCUCCAGCAGCUCUACCUCAUCGUCAUCUCAGCCCUCAUGGCUCUCAUCUUCAUCAAAUACCUCCCGGAGUGGACCCUCUGGACCAUCCUGGCAGCCAUUGCUGUUUAUGAUCUGUUUGCUGUGCUGUGCCCUAAGGGUCCUCUCAGAAUGCUGGUAGAGACUGCUCAGGAGAGAGAUGAACAGAUCUUUCCUGCACUCAUCUAUUCAUCAACAAUGGUCUGGUUGGUUGGAAUGGCAGACAUUGACUCACCGCCACCCAAAUCAAAAGCAAAACAGGAACCACCAGUUGAAGAACACACAGCUGAAGAAAAUGCAACUGGUGGGCAAGAAGAUCAAACGGUGUCCAGUGACCAGGAGGUUAACGGCGGCUUUGAUACCGUGUUCACCGAACGAAGAGAGAGGGAUCUAGAAAGGAGUGCAAACUCCAGCGUCACAUCCGAAGACAGGAGGGCAGCUGUCCGGGCGCUGAGGCAGAACAAUGGUCCUAGCAAUAGACAGCCUCCAGUAGAUGAGGAGGAAGAGGAAGAACGUGGUGUAAAGUUGGGUCUGGGAGAUUUCAUCUUCUACAGUGUGUUGGUAGGGAAAGCAUCAGCAUCAGGAGACUGGACUACCACUAUUGCUUGCUUUGUGGCAAUUCUUAUUGGGUUGUGUUUAACACUCAUUCUCCUGGCCAUCUUCAAGAAGGCCCUUCCUGCUCUGCCCAUCUCCAUCGCCUUCGGCCUUGUCUUCUACUUCUGCACAUCCAACCUUGUGUUCCCGUUCACAGACGAGCUUGCCAGCCAACAGGUUUACAUAUGACAUCCUAAAAACUUAAAGAGUUGGACAGUUCUUAACAGUUUUAUAUAUAUUCCAGGUUAAAUGUAUUUUGAAGUAUUCGUUUUUGGUUUAUUUAGUGUUUUUGAUGAUAAUUUGUUUGAAGGAGUGAGUGAAAGAAGAAUGAUUAAGCAUUAGCAUCACAGGACUGGAAAGUAAUAUUUUCACCCGAGUUGUAAAGGUGGAUAUAGUCCGGGUUGUCCAAAUCUUAUUGAUAUGUAUGUAACUACCUAUUUGAAUUUUAUAGGAGAUUUGAUGAAAACAAAUUUAGACAAGUAACCUUUUGGGCUGGCUCACAAUUAACAUUGAAGUAUUUUACCAUUGCUUACGCAAUCAUCUGGAUCCGUGGUAUUAAUACAUUUUGAGAAAACCAUUGAAUGUUAGGGGAAGAAACAAAAAAGUAAAUUUUUAAACUACUUCCUGCUGAAACUGUAAGCUUGAGAAGAGAAAUAAGCUUAUUCUGCAACCGAAUGUUCAGGCUCAUGCUUAGGUCUUGAGCUAAGAAAUAGUGUAACUUUAAUCAGAUUUGUAUCAACUUUGAUUUCAUGCUAAGUCUUCUGUUGUUGAAUAAAGGAGACCAACAGCUGGAAAUCUAUAAGUAGAAAAGAAUUUCUUCCAGAUUAUUAUCAAUUACACAACUCACAAUGAAAAUCCCAUCAUGAAUCUCAGAUUAAAGUUUUGUUCACUUUUCAGUAUAAAUGUCAUUGCUUAAGUAAGUUUUAAAAGAAUUCAUAUUGUGUACAUUACAAUAAUUUGACUUGGACCAACCUGAUUUACAGGAGGCAUUUGAUGAAUUGUUAUUUACUAGUUGAAAUGAAGUUGUAUGCAUUAUUUAUUUUGUACUGCAUCUUGGUGGGUUGGAGUAAAAUUGCCUAUUACCAGUUUGUGAUUUUUUUCUUCAAGAAAUACGCUCCAAAUUGAGGUAAUAUGUAAUGGAAUCUGUGGAGAUAUGUGAAAUACACCACUCUUCUAAUCAGGAGACAAGAAAGUGAAAAAUAUCUUUAUUACAUCUUUCAAAUAGAUGAAAUGCUGUUAAUUGUAAAGUUCGUUUUAAAUUUGUUUUGAUAAGAUUUUUGCCAAUUUCGAAAUGUUCCUUCUCUUUGUUAUAAGUUGUUCUAUUUCUUUGUUAACAUUGCUCUUAUUUAUUUUGAUUUUGUUUUUAAUACCUUGUUUAAACUGUUCAGAUAUGUCAUUUUGAAUUUUGCUUGUCUUACGUUUUGAACAUCUGAAGCCAGUGUUUCAAUGUGUGGAGAUAUAUGAUACAGCUAUGAAAGAUCUUUGUAAGUUUGGAUAUAUGUACUUAAGUUAAUGAUUUAACAUGUCUUUUCCCAUUUAAUUCACAAUUUUAUUCGCAAACAUAUUGAAGGUUUGGCAUAUAAAACUUCACAUUAAAUAUUAUACACAAGAACCGCUACAGGUAAAUUAAAUAAGGUGUGAUAGCGCUUGCUAAUCAUAGUAUAGACACUGUAUAUGACUAUAAAGAGAACUGAAAUUAGAAACAUUAUAGCUGUUUAGUAGAUGCAUGUACAUUACUCCCUCUGAAACAGAUUUUGAGAGCUUGCUGCAUUAUAAUUGCAUGAUGACAAAAUGAAAUAUAAACGGAAAAAGUGAAAGAUUUUACUGAACAUUUGGAAUCUCAUGUGUGAAAGAUCUUAGAAUUUCACACUAUACAGGAUUACUGGCAUGUAAAGCAAUUUGAAUAUCUUGGGAGAACUAUUGAAUGGAAAUAUUGAAACGUGUUUGUGUUUAUAUGACAUUCGUGUGUGGCUUUUUGCCAUCCUUUAGAAGGAAAAAAUCUGGUUGAAAUGCUGUGUAAAUCCCUCAGUAGUAACCCUAUGUUAUUUUAUUCUUCAGUAACGCAUUAGGUUUCUUUUAGCCAAAGGCUUGUGUGCCUUAUUUCCUGUAACUCAUGCACUUUUUCCAAUUUCGAUCUGUCGCUCAUUCCAAUUUGAUGUGAUUUCUCUGUUAAGCCUUCAUCGAUACAAAUCCAAAUAGUAUAAAUGAUGGGUUGGGUGAUGAAAUAAAUUUGAGAUGUUAAAAUAUAUGGUAUACAUGGUUCAAAUUCUUUUAGACUAUUUAAGGGUUAAAAUAUAGGCUGAAUGUUUAGGAAAAGGGGAAUUAAUUAACAAUUAAACAGAGGUCAUGCAAUUAGUAAGCCCCUUUUGAAUUUACUUAAUGUUUGUUGCUGCAGAAAUUGUAAGGACUAUAAGGAUAUUUAAAUCAAUACAAAGUAUGAACUGAUGUUGAUAUAUUAUGAUUAUGUAAUCAGGAUCUGAAUCUUAAAUGACUCUUUAAUUAUCUUAUGAGGAAAGUCAUAUCACAAAUAAAGCCAACUUCUUCCCCAAAACCAUUCUACGUAAUUCAACUAAGAAAUUUUGGCAAUACUCAUCAGUUGAUACGUGGAAGAAGAUACACAACUUCCAAUGGUUGGUAAUGAGGAAGGUUAUUUCUUAAACCAUUAAAUGUAUGUGAGUCGAACCAAUGGAUAACAUUAUCCAUGUUUGCAAUCAUUCAUGGCUGUGUGAACCUACAUCAGUGUUUUUACCGUAGUUUUAGUUAUAGCACCUCACAAGGACAACCCCAAAACCAUUUUAUACUAUGUGUAGACAAUGUACAAACUAUAUUAAGAUCAUGUAGAUCAUUUUGAGUAUUAUUGUUGCAAGCACUUUUAUGAAUAAAUGAUAUUUGAUUGUAUAGAACUUGA
Strongylocentrotus purpuratus (purple sea urchin) is the source of this 4409-nucleotide messenger RNA. RefSeq names its product presenilin-1 (gene psen1). Lineage: Eukaryota; Metazoa; Echinodermata; Echinoidea; Camarodonta; Strongylocentrotidae. Gene Ontology annotation, cellular component: neuronal cell body; ciliary rootlet; Z disc. The record is from RefSeq and is a predicted model, not a curated record. Gene Ontology annotation, molecular function: aspartic endopeptidase activity, intramembrane cleaving. The coding region runs from base 134 to 1690 and encodes 518 amino acids. Gene Ontology annotation, biological process: Notch receptor processing; amyloid-beta metabolic process; amyloid precursor protein catabolic process. The transcript has 11 exons.